AUGGCGGCAGAAGCAGCUGUUGGGAAGUACAGGAGCACAGUCAGCAAAAGCAAAGACCCCUCGGGGCUGCUCAUCUCCGUGAUCAGGACACUCUCUACAAGUGAUGAUGUGGAAGACCGAGAAAACGAGAAGGGCCGUCUGGAAGAAGCCUAUGAAAAGUGUGACCGAGACCUGGAUGAGCUGAUUGUGCAGCACUACACUGAGCUCACCACGGCCAUCCGCACUUAUCAGAGCAUCACUGAGCGCAUCACCAACUCUCGGAAUAAAAUCAAGCAGGUAAAGGAGAAUCUGCUUUCCUGCAAGAUGUUAUUGCAUUGCAAACGGGAUGAGCUCCGGAAGCUGUGGAUUGAAGGAAUUGAGCACAAACAUGUCCUAAAUCUGUUGGAUGAAAUUGAGAAUAUCAAGCAAGUGCCUCAAAAACUGGAACAGUGCAUGGCCAGCAAGCACUAUCUUAAUGCCACGGACAUGCUGGUGUCAGCGGUAGAUUCUUUAGAAGGCCCUCUCCUUCAGGUAGAAGGACUGAGUGAUCUGAGGCUGGAGCUUCACAGCAAGAAGAUGAACCUUCAUUUGGUUCUCAUAGAUGAGUUGCAUCGGCACCUAUACAUCAAAUCAACUAGCCGUGUUGGACAGCGGAAUAAAGAAAAAGGAAGAAUGAGCUCUCUCAUGAAAGAUGCUUCCCCCGUCCCUCUGAUUGACGUCACAAACAUGCCGACACCUCGAAAGUUUCUCGACACGUCUCAAUUUGGUACUCCUGGCAGCUCAACUGUAAGAGAAAUGAACCUGCAGGAUAUCAAGGAAGAUUUGGAGUUGGAUCCAGAAGAGAAUAGUAACCUCUUCAUGGGCAUUCUCAUCAAAGGGCUGGCCAAACUGAAGAAGAUUCCAGAAACAGUUAAGGCUAUCAAGGAACGGCUGGAACAAGAGCUAAAGCAGAUUGUUAAGAGAUCCACCACUCAGGUAGCCGACAAUGGCUACCAGAGAGGAGAGAAUCUCUCUUUGGAGAACCAGCCAAGAUUGCUUCUAGAGCUUCUGGAGCUUCUUUUUGACAAGUUUAAUGCUGUGGCUGCUGCGCAUUCUGUAGUCUUAGGAUACCUCCAGCAGACUGUUGUGCCUCCAUCAACUCAGCAUGAAGACAUCAAAUUGUAUGAUAUGGCAGAUGUUUGGGUCAAGAUACAAGAUGUCCUGCAGAUGCUGCUGACUGAGUACUUGGAUAUGAAGAAUACUCGAACAGCUUCUGAACCAUCAGCUCAACUUAGUUAUGCUAGCACAGGACGGGAAUUUGCAGCUUUUUUUGCCAAAAAAAAACCUCAAAGGCCAAAAAACUCCCUCUUUAAGUUCGAGUCGUCCUCCCAUGCCAUUAGCAUGAGCGCCUAUUUGCGUGAGCAGAGACGAGAGCUGUAUAGCCGGAGUGGAGAACUUCAAGGAGGUCCUGAUGACAACUUAAUUGAAGGUGGAGGAACAAAAUUUGUCUGCAAGCCUGGAGCCCGAAACAUAACGGUCAUAUUUCAUCCAUUACUCAGGUUUAUUCAAGAGAUCGAGCAUGCCCUGGGACUGGGCCCAGCCAAACAAUGUCCUCUUCGAGAGUUUCUCACUAUGUACAUCAAAAACAUAUUCCUCAACCAAGUCCUGACUGAAAUCAACAAAGAGAUUGAAGGUGUCACCAAAACAUCUGACCCUUUAAAGAUCCUGGCUAACGCGGACACCAUGAAAGUCCUGGGAGUACAGCGGCCUCUUCUCCAGAGCACAAUAAUUGUGGAGAAGACUGUGCAAGACCUCAUGAACCUCAUGCAUGACCUGAGUGCGUACUCUGACCAGUUCCUCAACAUGGUGUGCGUGAAGCUCCAGGAGUACAAGGAUACCUGCACAGUCGCCUACAGGAGCAUUGCCCAAUCAGAGGAGAAACUAGUGAUCAGUGCCUCCUGGGCAAAAGAUGAUGACAUCAGCAGACUUUUGAAAUCUCUGCCAAACUGGACUAAUAUGGCUCAACCCAAACAGCUGAGACCUAAGAGAGAAGAGGAAGAAGAUUUCAUAAGGGCAGCCUUUGGCAAGGAGUCUGAAGUUCUAAUUGGGAACCUCGGUGAUAAAUUAAUCCCACAACAAGAGAUCCUACGUGAUGUCAGUGACCUAAAGGCUUUGGCCAACAUGCACGAGAGCUUGGAGUGGUUGGCAGGACGAACAAAAUCAGCUUUAUCUAAUCUUUCAACAUCUCAAAUGCCCUCCCCUGGCCAAGAGAACCACCUGAGCAUGGACCUCCCUUCGGGCUCGGAGCAGAUCGUGCAGACUCUCGGGGAGCUGGCCAAGUCCUUCCAGGAGAUGGCUGACCGCUGCCUGCUCGUCCUACACUUGGAAGUCAGAGUUCACUGUUUUCACUAUCUCAUCCCUCUGGCAAAGCAAGGGAAUUAUGCCAUUGUCGCUAAUGUGGAAAGUAUGGAUUAUGACCCUCUGGUGGUGCGACUUAAUAAAGACAUAAGUGGCAUCGAAGAGGCCAUGAGUGCCAGUCUCCAGCAGCACAAGUUCCAGUAUAUCUUUGAAGGCUUGGGCCACUUGAUUUCCUGCAUCUUGAUCAAUGGCGCCCAGUACUUCAGGCGGAUCAGCGAGUCUGGCAUCAAGAAGAUGUGCCGCAACAUCUUUGUGCUUCAGCAGAAUUUGACCAACAUCACCAUGUCGCGGGAGGCCGACCUGGACUUUGCCAGGCAGUACUACGAGAUGCUGUACAACACAGCCGACGAGCUCCUCAACCUGGUGGUCGACCAGGGGGUCAAGUACACGGAGCUGGAGUACAUUCACGCCUUAAAUUUGCUGCACCGAAGUCAGACAGGCGUCGGGGACCAGAGCACUCAGAACAUGCGCCUCCAGCGCCUCAAAGAGAUCAUCUGCGAGCAAGCCGCCAUCAAACAAGCCACCAAGGACAAGAAGAUAACCACUGUGUAACCGUGCCUCCUGGCCUCCGUCCACUAGGACGAGCUGCCCCAGGCUUCUCCUGCCUUCACGGCCGGCGGCACAUCCAUGUAUGCUCCCUUUGGUUCUGCGCGCGCUAUCAUGCAUCCUUCUUUGGUAUGUUACCCAAUCCGUUCUGCUCUGAGAAGUCCCUCCUCAUAUCCCAGGCAAGGCUUUUCUUUUCUUUUUUUUUUUUUUUUUUUUUUAAUACCAACCCUAAAGGAGAGGUUUUCUGUGGUGGCUUCCAAAGGGAUUCAGAGUGGGAGUGGAGAGGGUGACCCAGGAUUGGGACUGAGUAAAGGAGGAGGAAGACUAUGGAGCUCCUUUCUCAGCCAAGAACCACUCCGACCUUUGGGAAGAGCCCUUUCAUGCAAUUUCAUCGGUUUCUCUAGAAGACGUUCUAGGGGUUGUAGUUCGUAGACAGUGAGGUUCUGAAUCCUGGAUGCUGGUCCUUUUUAGUCCAAUGACAUAUUUGGCUCUUUACUCAUUACUCUUUGCCUUUUUCUUGCCAAGGCCUACCAAAGCAGUUAAUAGAGUAUUCAAGGCAGGCCGUGGUCUCUGGGAGAUUUUUUUAUGACCAGAAUAGGAGGAGGCCUUCCCUCCAGAAUCAGAGGCUAGAAGGGUUGUUCCUGCCCUGCCUUCCCAGGGUAGUGUUAUCGUGAAUUGUUUUGUUGGCUUUGUUGUCUUCGUUUCUGCUUUAUCUGAACCAAGAGCCAUCAUACUAGUGGUAAGGAGUGCUAGCAACCAUGGAAGCAGGGAUUUUUUUUUCCUUCCUUCCGAGAGGAAAUGUUCCUUAAAGGACAUUACGAGGACUGCUCUAUCACCAACAAGUUAAAUGGAGCUAAAAUACUGCCUUAUUCACUGAGUCAGUCCCAGUAGCCUCCUCAGAUUUACACAAAUGGGCACAGAGACUUAUGGCAUUAAUUCUUCUUUUGCCUUCCAAGUCGAGUCUGCUCCCAGAUUGCCUUGUGCUGUCACUCACCUUUUCUCUGGCACAUCUUGCCUUCUAACUGAGUUCUCAAGUGUUAUUGGACCUCAAAGUUUAAAUAUCAUUAAAACCUUAGAAGAACAACACACUGUGUACUACCUGUGCUACAUCUUUGUCAAGGAGGAAGGAGGAGGGGGAACUCCCACACCACUCGAUGCCACUGUCACUGAUGGUCUUGAAGUUUGCAAACUGCUUGUGCAACCUUGGGCUUGGGGCGAAAUGGAAAAUUAAAGAAUGU
Gracilinanus agilis (Agile Gracile Mouse Opossum) is the source of this 4160-nucleotide messenger RNA. RefSeq names its product exocyst complex component 4 (gene EXOC4). Gene Ontology annotation, cellular component: synapse; growth cone membrane; exocyst. Lineage: Eukaryota; Metazoa; Chordata; Mammalia; Didelphimorphia; Didelphidae. The record is from RefSeq and is a predicted model, not a curated record. Gene Ontology annotation, biological process: Golgi to plasma membrane transport; chemical synaptic transmission; exocytosis. Bases 1 to 2928 code for a protein of 975 amino acids. The transcript has 18 exons.